AUGGGGUUCCACUGCCUGCUACUGCUGCUGCCUCUGCUGUGGCAGGCACAAGAGGCUUCUGAUUACUGGCUGGAGGUGCAAGAGCUGCUGGACGUGCAGGAAGGGCUGUGUGCCCAUGUGCCCUGCAAGAUCUAUGCCUACUGGUUCCGGGAGAAGGCUGAUAUAUUCAGGGACCCUCCUGUGGCUACAAACAACAGAGAGCAAGUAGUGAGUAAAGACACCCUGGGACGAUUCCAUCUCCUUGGGGACCCCCAAGCCCAGAACUGCUCCCUGAGCAUCAGCGAUGCCAGGAGGUCAGACACGGGCACAUACUUCUUCCGGGUGGAGCAAGGACAAGUGAGACACAGCAACAGAUACACACAGCUGAACGUGCAUAAACCAGCCAUCCAUGUGCCUGAGCCUAUGGUAUCAGGCCGUGCUGGGUGCCUCAUCUGCAGCCAGCCAGGAGCCUGCAACAAAACGAACCUCAGUGUUUCUUGGGCUGGUGAGAUGAUCAACCUCAACACAGAGGCCUCUUCAGAGCUGAGCAGCCUCACCCUGGGGCCCCAGGACCAUGGCAGAAACCUCAGCUGUCUGGUGACACACCUGAGGACAGGGAAGACCACAGAGAGAACCAUUCGACUCAAUGUGUCCUAUGCCCCACAGCUGAUGACAGUGGAUAUUUUCCAUGGGAACCUCACAGUCCACCUGGAGACCAUGCGUGAUGGUUCGCUGUCCCUGGGCAUUCUGGAGGGCCAGUCCAUACAUCUGGUCUGCAGUGCCCACAGCAACCCACCUGUCAUGCUGAUCUGGUCCCGGGAUGGGAAAGCCUUGGACCCCUCCAGGCCGGGGAGCCCAGAGAUCCUGGAGUUGAGCCCGAUCAGGGCUGCAGAUGCUGGAAUGUUCAUGUGCCAUGCCCAGAAUCCACUGGGCUCCCUGAGUGUGUCUGUUCAGAUGUUAAUGAAGGGUGCAGACAUGAGGCCCCCUGCCAGCCUGCUGCUGCUGCCUCUGCUGUAUGGGGGUGAAUAA
Molecule: messenger RNA, 1008 nt
Organism: Suncus etruscus (white-toothed pygmy shrew)
Lineage: Eukaryota; Metazoa; Chordata; Mammalia; Eulipotyphla; Soricidae
Product: sialic acid-binding Ig-like lectin 12
Exons: 8
Coding region: 1-1008 (335 amino acids)
Biological process (GO): cell adhesion
Cellular component (GO): plasma membrane
Molecular function (GO): sialic acid binding
Source: RefSeq, a predicted model, not a curated record